This is a messenger RNA of Octopus sinensis (East Asian common octopus), 1920 nucleotides long. RefSeq names its product lysosomal protective protein. Gene Ontology annotation, biological process: proteolysis. The record is from RefSeq and is a predicted model, not a curated record. Lineage: Eukaryota; Metazoa; Mollusca; Cephalopoda; Octopoda; Octopodidae. The coding region runs from base 184 to 1605 and encodes 473 amino acids. The transcript has 15 exons. Gene Ontology annotation, molecular function: serine-type carboxypeptidase activity.
AAGAAGAACUCGGUAAAACAUCAGCCCAGGCUGCGAGUUGUCAUACAAUAAGUGAGUCAGAUAGUCGGAAGAGACAAAGCGAAAAACUAUCAGUUGCUGAUACGAUUUCACAGGGAGAGAAAUACUUGAUAUUACGUUCUUCUUUCUUUUUUAUUUUUGCCGAAAAACAUUCUUGAUUCUAACAUGAGAGUCAGUUCAGUAAGGGCUCUGCUAGUGGUGGGGCUGGUGGGUGUGGCCCUCAUCACAACAGCCACUGCUGCUGCUAACGAAGACCUCAUCCACAGCCUGCCUGGUCUGAAGAAGCAACCCAUGUUUCAACAAUACUCAGGGUACUUAGAUGGCAUUGAUGGCCGUCACCUUCAUUAUUGGUUAGUGGAAUCUCAGCAGAACCCCAAAACUGACCCCUUGGUUUUGUGGAUGAAUGGAGGUCCAGGGUGUAGCUCAUUGCUGGCUGUGCUGACUGAACAUGGGCCCUACGUUAUUCAAGAUGACACUUCUUUAGAAUAUAAUCCUCACAGCUGGAACAAGAUUGCAAACGUCCUGUAUCUGGAGGCCCCAGCAGGAGUUGGUUUCUCUUAUAAAGAUGACAAGAAUUACACCACAGAUGAUGACUUGACUUCUCUGAACAAUCUUGCUGCCAUCAAAAGUUUCUUCAAGAAAUUCCCAGAGUAUAACGGUCGGGAGUUUUUCGUCACAGGUGAAAGCUAUGGUGGUAUCUAUGUCCCUACGCUCUCUGAACGUCUUCUUGGUGAGCCCAGCAUCAACUUCCAGGGUUUUGCUGUUGGCAAUGGAAUGAGUGAUUACAGAAUCAACGCUGCUUCAAUUUUGUAUUUCGGAUAUUACCACGGCCUUUAUGGCUCAAAGCUCUACGCGAACCUUCUGUCGUCUUGCUGCGGAUCCAACACCACUGUUUGUUACAUUUCCAAAACUCCAAGCGCUCAAUGUGGUUUCUAUGCAGGAAAAGCCCUUAAUUUGAUUUAUGCCUCUGAUCUCAACAUGUACAAUUUGUAUGCUAAAUGCGAAAAAACUGAAAUACCCGGAGGCUUCCAACAAUACCACGACAUGGGGAAUUCCUUCCGCAAUUUCCCACAGUUUAUCAAAGAACGGCAGGAACUGCGUAUGAAGGACCCAAAAAGCCUGAAACUUGUGCCCCCUUGCAUUAAUGGUACUGCCAGUUUGGUCUACUUCAGUCGUGCUGAUGUCCGCAAAGCUUUGAAUAUUCCAACAAGUGUAGCAAGCUGGGACCUUUGCAGCAAUGUAGUCAGCGAACACUACAAACGAACUUACCGAACCAUGUAUUUACAAUACCUGAAGGUCUUUGCGGCAAAGAAGAGAAUCUUGUUAUACAACGGUGAUGUGGAUAUGGCCUGCAAUUUCCUUGGAGAUGAAUGGUUCCUCAACUCCUUAAAACUAACACUCGUUACCCCAAGAAAGGCUUGGCACUACACCAGCGACGAUGGGUCCCAGCAAGUUGCCGGAUAUGUCAAACAGUUUCAGAAUGUCACAUUUGUGACAGUUAGGGGAGCUGGUCACAUGGUACCAACAGAUAAACCAAUUCCAGCAUUUCUACUCUUCUCGCAUUUCAUCAACAACAAACCAUUUUAAAAUAUGUAUGAAUAACGAUAUAUCUUUCUCUUUUGAAGCUUUUAAAUACCAAAAUUGUGUGUGAAUGCGUGUAAAUGACUCGUAUAUGUAUUGUUAUAUAUAUAUAUGUGUGUGUGUGUGUGUGUGUGCUGACAUCAUAAGAAUUUUAAAACUUUCAAGACAAUACGAGAUAAUUCUUUUUUGGGAAUUGUCAAAAGUUAUAAAUAUUACCAUCCAAAUAUUCAACAUCCUCCAUCCAAAAGGCUUUCUCAAUCCAAUAUUUAUAUCUUUAUGUGCUUCGAGAUCCAGUUCCAAAGAAGGAUUUCAUAUAUAUAU